GACGAUGGAGCUUGUUCGAUUUAACUUUGUGCUGAAAGCGGCCGGGUGUCUGAUUCUCCUGUGGGCAAGUGGUUCUGUUGCAGCCCCCAUGGAGUGUCACUUCAACUCGAAAGCGCUGUGUGUGUUUGAGGGGCGACAAUACGCGCCGGGCGAAACGUGGAUGGACACCUGCACGCAGUGCACCUGUCUGCAGCCAAUGGGCGUCGGCUGCUGUGCCACGGUACAACGGCCGGUGGACUUCCCCGCGUGGUGUGAGGUGCGAGUGGAGCCAGUCACCUGCAAAGUGACCCUUGUCCUUGCCGCUGACAGGCGCCUUCCUUGCCUGCCGGGCGAGGACAUGAGGGACCCCAGUCAUGGAUCACAAAACCAGCUGGCGGAAUAGCACCAGCGUCUAAUGGGCCUCUACGCCCAUCACAGUACAAUAUCCAGUAAUAGACAAUGAAGUAAAUGUUAGUGUAACAGAAUGAUACAUGCAUUUUUUAACAAUGAGCAAUUUGAUACUGGUUUAUCAUUACAUUAAUAAGCCUCUUUGUGAAAAUAGCAAUAAUAUAUUUUAUUUUUUUCCUGCUGUUUUUUUCACUUAUGUCAAGUGCUAAUGUUUAAUCAGCAUGUAUUUAUAUACAAUGUUCAUC
Molecule: messenger RNA, 632 nt
Organism: Entelurus aequoreus (snake pipefish)
Lineage: Eukaryota; Metazoa; Chordata; Actinopteri; Syngnathiformes; Syngnathidae
Gene: msmp1
Product: microseminoprotein, prostate associated 1
Exons: 3
Coding region: 5-382 (125 amino acids)
Source: RefSeq, a predicted model, not a curated record